CUGCUCUUUCACCGCUGCUAUCAUUGUGUUCAUUGACAAUGUUACCCGCUAGCUUCCAGGGGACAUCCGCUCCGGCCGGGCAGCAAUGGGACGACUGCGAUUUUCAUUCCAAACAAAUCGAUUCGAAGCUUGGAAUGAGCGUCAAACGUUGAAUAAUUGGUAGUUUUAGUGUUUUAAAUUCCUUUAUGGUUUAUUUCGGCCCUGGUUGUGAAGCGAAAUCGUCCGGGGUGGAACUUGGCUGACUUGUUCGUCUCGGGGAAGGAAGUUUGUUGUGGCGAAGGAAGCGUAGGAAACCGGGAGGGCCGAAACAUCCCGUCAUGAUGGAGGACUUCGGCUCGGCUCUGGAGAAGAACGUCGCCGACCUCACGGUGAUGGACGUCUACGACAUCGCGGCGGUGGUGGGCCAGGAGUUCGAGCGGAUCAUAGAUCAGUACGGCUGCGAGGCUCUGUCCCGGCUGAUGCCCAAAGUGGUGCGGGUGCUUGAGAUCCUGGAGGUGAUGGUGAGCCGCAGCAGCAUGAGCCCGGACAUCGAGGAGCUGCGGCUGGAGCUGGACAGGUUGCGGCUGGAGCGGAUAGACCGGCUGGAGAAGGAGAAGAAGCACAGACAGGAGUUGGAGCGGGUGGAGGACGUGUGGCGGGGAGAGGCCCAGGACCUCCUGUCCCAGAUCGCUCAGCUGCAGGAGGAGAACAAGAACCUCCUGUCCAACAUGUCCCUCAAAGACUCUGUGAACGAGGAGGACCUGCAGAGGCACGAGGGGAUGACGGAGAGGGAGAAGCAGGUGAUGAUGAAGCUGAAGGAGGUGGUGGACAAGCAGAGGGAUGAGAUUCGAGCGAAGGACCGCGAGCUAACGCUGAAAAACGAGGACGUAGAAGCACUCCAGCAGCAGCAGUCUCGCCUCAUGAAAAUCAACCACGACCUGCGGCACAAGAUCUCCGUGGUGGAGGCUCAGGGCAAAGCGCUGAUCGGGCAGAAGGUGGAGCUGGAGGCCGGCGCCCAGGCACAGGCGCAGGAAGUCUGCGCCCUGCGGCAGGAAGUGACGCGCCUACGGGAGCGUCUCCACGGAGAGCCGACGGCGCAGAGCCCCGAGGAGCUCCUGGUGCCUCAGCCGCCGUCACCGGCAGAGCGGGAUAAGAGCGCCGCAGUGGUUUUGAGCGCUGAGGGUUGGUCAGACAGACCGGGCGCCUGCCGGCUGACGGCGGGGGGCUUUGAGCCGCCUCCGCAGACCCAUACUUCCUUCCUCAGCUCAGAAGGACAUGAAGAUGAGGAGGAAGCUGCGUGGCUUUGGGAGGCGAUGUGUGACGAGGACAUGCCUGGUGUGUUCCAAUAUUUCACCAAGGAGGCGAUGUGCGAGGAGGAGUCGGGCGGAGUGGACCCGAAGGACCCCAACCGGCCCCGCUUCACGCUGCAGGAGCUGAGGGACGUCUUGCACGAGAGGAAUGAGCUGAAGGCCAAAGUGUUUCUACUGCAGGAAGAGCUGACGUACUACAAGAGUGAUGAAGUAGACGAUGACAUCGCAACUCCUUCUCCGUCUCCCUCCCCUGAGCUGAGGACCCGCUCUCGGUCGUCCGCCCAGCCCGAAUCGGGAAUCAAGCGACUGUUUAGCUUCUUUUCACGUGACAAGCAGCGCGGCGCACAGCGGGGAGCGCCAAUUGACGCCGGAGGCGGCUUCAGGUCCUGGAUGCAAAAAGACGACGUGUACACAGAACAAGCCCAGGAGGCUCUGCAGCAUCUGUAGGAUGCAAGAAUACACUCCACUCCUCCCCACGCACAUCAAACUACCGCUACAGACUCAUUCUGUGCUUCAACCUGAGGGGCCUCGCAAGAAACAAGAGGAUCUUUUCGGAGAAAUGCAUCAAGAGGUUUAUUUAAAUAAGAGACGAUACGUUGUCAGUUUAGAGACUGUGCAGCUUUGAAACGCCAGACAGUGUUUUAGUUUUCCAGGAAUCGUUUCCACAGGAGGUGGUAGACCCACGUUGAAGGAUGGAGAGGCUGGAUGUUGACGAGAAGACGAGACGGGAGUGUCAAGCAAAUUUAUUUCGACUGAAAAAAGGAAGUUCUCUACAUUUUUAUUUUUUAUCAGUAGAAGGUGAAGCUGCGAGGGAAAAUUUGACACCGUUUAGUUUUACAGUAUUUUAACGUUUCCAGCCACUUUGGUCCCGACAUGUGAUCACCACCAGCAUUUAGGGACUUCUGAGCGGCUCCACAGAUCAACUCUGCGUCUAAUCAUGAUUUAAAUACUGGAGAUACUGGAGGCCAUUUCUUCAAAGAAAACAGCGUGAAUGAGUAAAGUUGAGGCCAUGUCAAAACAGUAAACUGAAACUCAAACAAAUGACAAAAAUGGCAAACUUUGGCUUUAUGCCAUGAUUGAGAUAAUUAUAAUAUUAUACCAUGGACGUCUUCAGCUUUCUUUUAGCAUAAGAAAUUAAAUUCAGGAGAUCUUAUCUCAUUAAGUUACGUUAAGCAACCUCCCUAGUUCUUAUUAUAAGGCCUAAAUACAUGCCUUAUCCCUGAGUCAGCAGAUUUUUUACAUUAAAAUCUUGUCAUUUAUACAUAAUGGUAACAAUAUUUUAGUAAAACAAAGAGGACAAGGGUUUUCAAAUCAUUGUAGAGCCAAAAACAUUAAUAGGGUUUGUGUGAUUGCCCUAUUAAAAACAAACACAUAAGGUUGACACUUUUGUGGGAGUGUUUUCUAUUUUCUCGUCUAUUUUCAGUAAUAAGAGUGGAUUUGGGUUUCUCCCUAAAAAAUAUAGCUUUCAAAUCAACCACUGUAGCUUUGUCAUAGAAUUACAGUAUAAUAAUUAAUAAUUUUGAAAUCGCUUAUGUAGCUUCUAUGCGAUAUUUAACAUAAAAAUUUUGUGAUGUCGGAUUUUCUUGGCAGAAAUGGGAUUCCGUAGAAAAUGUUAUUCUUUUUGUUUUGACUCAUUAUGAAAUGAACCAUUUUCUCCAUCAACUAGCAAUACUUUUCUACCAGUUGUAUCUGAAUGUAUAAAAUAAUCCUCCACUUAUAUACUUCUGCAACUCUAACGAUGCCAAAUCAGCCCCGGCGUUUGGUGCCAAACUUUGAAAACCGAAACUAAAGUCGGCUUUAGUUUCGCCGACUUAACCAAAACAUUUUGUUUUACAUCCGCUUUAUUUCAUGAUUUCAUGCAGAUGUUUCUCUGUGUUACAUUACGUUUAUACAAGUCAUGGGAAAAAAUAUAUGGAAAGGUGUGUUUAAUGAAAAAAAAGCUCAAAUUUACAAAGUUGUAGACCACGUAAUACAGAGCAAACACCAUGUUGCUGUCCUCUGAAUGGAUCAUUUUCAGCUUGGCAAUGAAGACAUCAGGAAAGUCGCACAGGAGAUAAAAUAUUUUGGAUGAGAAGGAUGCAGUUUUUAUUUCAUUUUAUAUUUUUUUUUAUGUUUUUACAGUUUGUGCUUCAUUCGCUGCAGUGAGAUAAGCUGUGUGUUUUAAUAGUGACAGCACUUUAUCCUUAUUUACGCUCCUCAGAGAGCCGGAAUAAAUUAUUGUAAAAGGACAAGAAUGCUAUAUAGCAAGAACACGAUGAUAAAGGCAAGUGUGUUUGUGUGUGUGUGCAAUUAAGCAAUUUCUCUCUUUUUCUCUCACAUAAUUAAGCCUGGAAGGACAAUAACACAGAAUUAAAGGGAAGUCCAGACAAAGCAGCUCAAUAUUUCUCUUCUAUCAUGUCUGCACUCUGACAGGCAGAUGUAACAAAAGCAUCAUGGCUCCAGUUCAAACCUGUUUCUUUAGUAAUUAAAGUCAUUAACAUGAAAA
This is a messenger RNA of Poecilia latipinna (sailfin molly), 3774 nucleotides long. It is a transcript of the gene rilpl1, whose product is annotated as Rab interacting lysosomal protein-like 1. Gene Ontology annotation, cellular component: cytoplasm; ciliary basal body. The record is from RefSeq and is a predicted model, not a curated record. The coding region runs from base 318 to 1736 and encodes 472 amino acids. Gene Ontology annotation, biological process: cilium assembly. Gene Ontology annotation, molecular function: dynein light intermediate chain binding; small GTPase binding; protein dimerization activity. The transcript is spliced from 9 exons. NCBI's taxonomy places the organism in Eukaryota, Metazoa, Chordata, Actinopteri, Cyprinodontiformes, Poeciliidae.